AUGCUCACACAAACCAUGGAUCACUUCCACCAACACAUCGCCGAAAACCUACGUGAGGGAAUCAAUGGCGAUGGUGAGAAGGUCCCCUACGUUAUACCAUCCGCUUUGGACAACUACUGGACAGAACGACGUGUCGAUAUCAUCUUGAACUCUCAACAGCCUCCAGUCGCAUCAAGUCCAGAUAUGAUCAUCAGCGACUUUCCUCGUGUAUUCUCCAUUCUGACUCACAUUGGCCGGUCGCAAGAAAUUGAGUGGUUGUGUUCUCAUGUGAAGGGUCUUGAUGACAGCCGAUUACCCUUCGAUGAGACUUGUUUCCCCCCGACUUGCCAAUGGGCCAGCGACUUCCUACGAGAGCAGUGGAUGUUCAUACCUCUGUUCUUUCCACCAGACAAGAUUUUCAGUCGUGUCGUGCAUCCCAAGACCAUUUUGCCUGUCACUUAUAAGAGGCAACUCACCCAGAGACGCGGCGGACGCGAUACAGCCACGCUAUGGGAGGUGCAGGUACACUCUGGAGGAAGCCUAACGGCACUAGAAGACCAGCCAGUUGUGUUCAAGGUCUACGAGGGUGCUGGGACAGAAGACCUCUAUAAAGCCGAGACAGAUGUUUACCUGAAGCUCCGCAGAAAGAACAACAAGUAUAUCACUAAGCACCUUGCUUCCUUCUCAUUCCAGGGAAAGAGGAAGUACAUCAUAGUUCUUGAGUAUGCAGCCGGAGGAUCCCUCAAGGACUUCUUCCAAAACACACUUCCACCUGUCAGCCCGAACGAGUUCCGAUUAUUGUGGAGUAGGCUGCUCCAUCUUCUGGAUGCUCUAAAUGUUCUACACGAUCUCUACCGACCGGAUGGGGCUCCAGUCUGGUUCCUUGCAGGGGUCCACCAAGACAUUCAGCCAGCAAACAUCCUGGUUUUCCCCGAAAAGGACAAGGACUCCCGCUUUGACGUGAAGUUUAAACUUACAGACUUUGGAUUGGCGGAGAUCGGGAGAGUUUCAGCUUCGGGAGGAAAAUUGGCAACAGAGAAUAGGGGCAACCGGAUGUACAUUUCUCCAGAGAGCUUCGCAAACUUUUCGGUUCAAAACACUGUCCGAACUGAUCUCCCACCAACGGCAGACAUAUGGGCACUGGGCGCUGUGUUCAGCGACGUUCUCGUUUGGUCGAUUUGCGGUGAGCCAGGUCGUGAAGAGUACCGCCGCCGAAGGCGAGCAGAGAUUUCUUCUCAGCGUCACAUGAAGGAACGUGAUCAUGACGCCUGUUUCCAUGAUGGAGUGGACCGUCUUGCCGCUGUUGAGGAGUCUCAUAAAUUAGCGCUUCAGGACAAAAGAGGCAGUGACAGAAUCUCGCCUUAUAUGAGCAAAGUCAUACUGGAUUACAUGCUCACUGGCGUAGACGAGAGGUUGACCGCGAUGAACAUUAGGAUCCGAGCAGAGAGAGAGAUCAAGAACAUGAAAGAAGAUUCACUCGACAACGACCAGGCGGUUUCGAGUGGCAAGCCUCCGCAGGCACGCCAUACAUCUCCGAGUAGGCGGCAAACUGUGCCUAAUCCAUCUCUACCACGCGUUUCCCGGGUUAGCAACCUUGGGCUGCCAAUUCAACAACAGGCCAAUCACUUCUGUGCUUCCCCCAGGACUUCCCUCGAUCAGUCUACCGCGGGACCUUCGUCACCAGCGCCAUCCGUUACUCAAUUUACGUCUCCACCAAUGGCCAACGGUCAUGUUCAGAUGAAGACACCAAACCCUCCGCAGGCAGUUGUUAAGGUUACUGUGGAUGAGGUGUAUCGAAUGAUGGAGAAGACCAACAUCUCCUCCUUCCCCACUUCAAUCGGCAUGAGACCAGAUAAGGCCAAAGAGAUAAUGAAGCUCCCCGGUAUGGAAGAGGCUCGGAUCAAGAUCGCGAUGGCGAGAGGCAGGGACCAGAUCAUGCUCAUUGAUAACUUCAGAUCGAUGGGGCAGCAUAAGCCAAAGGUGGUUAAGACGGCGAGGGUCAUCAGUUACGUUGCCAAGGCUGUUGACGAGGACGGCAUGGAGCUCUACGCCGCAUCAGAAAUCGCCAAGAAGCCACGGAUAUGCAAAACUAGUUCGCAGAUCGAGAAAGCCAUCAACAAAAUGCCGACCGUCGAUGGGACCUGUAACAUGAGGGGCUGUCUGGACACAAUACUCGACCGGGUGCUUGUUGGAAGAAAGGUCAAACCCACAAGCAUCUAUAUCUAUACUGAUGGGGUCUGGGAACCUGGUGCCGAUCAGGUCAAGUUUUCUAUCAAGCGGGCUAUCGACUACCUCAUCAAGUGCAAGCAACCGUCUUCGACGCUGAUGUUUCAGUUCGUCCAAUUCGGUAGUGAUACCGAGGGGACUGGCCGGCUGAAGUUUCUGGAUAAUAAGUGUGUAAGAGAGGUAGAGACAGAGAGCUACGAUAUUGUCGACACCAAGCACUGUGACGAUCAUGUUCCAAAUAUUGUUAUUGGAAGCUUCUCGAGAUAUGCCGACGAGGUGGGGUCUAGCGAGGAAGUAUCAAAGCCAGCGAUCACAGAAGAUAAAGAUGUACUCAUCAAAGUCCAUGCAGCGAGCAUCAAUCCAGUCGAUGUCAAGAAGGCUGCUGGCGUGUUCAAGAUGGCGAUAAAGGAAGAAUUCCCAUAUAAACUUGGAUAUGACGCGGCUGGUGUCGUCGUGGAAGUCGGGAAAGGUGUGACAAGACUGAAAGUUGGCGACGAAGUCUAUACAAGGUUGCCAGAAGCUGGGAGAGGUGCCUGGAGUGAAUUUGCAAAGUGCCCAGAUCACUAUGUAUCUUUGAAGCCUAAGAGUCUCUCCUUUGCCGAUGCCGCAUCUCUGCCACUAGCUGGAGUCACGGCACUGCAGGUUCUCGGGCAGUACAAGGGCUCGCUGGAGGACAAGACAGUCUUUAUCCCUGCGGGCUUGAGCGGGACAGGAGCCAUCGCAUGCCAAUUAGCCAAGAACGUCUUUCACGCCGGCAAAGUCAUCACCACAGUCUCGACCUCCAAAAUUCCCAAAGUUGCACAGCUUCUUGGCGAAGGCACGGUAGAUCAGAUCAUCGAUUACACCAAGCAAAAGGUAUCGGAUGCCAUUCCUGCAAAGUCCGUUGACUUUUGCUUCGAUACUACCGGGCAAGCCAUGGAGUUUCUCUCACUCAUGGUUCCAUCAACCGGCAUGAUUGUUUCAAUUUCUACGGCUCCAUCUGCUUCAACUCUCCAGGCUUCAAGCGUAAUGCGACAACCGGAUAACCCUCGAAUUCCAUUUGCUGGGCGCGUAUUCCUUGAUGCAGCGGAUGCGAUACGCAGACUCCGGGCAUGGCGAUGGGGCGUCACAUAUAUGUAUCACUUCCUGGAUCCGAACCGAGAGGAUCUGGAUAAGCUUACAGGCUAUGUGGAAAGUGGAAAGGUGAAGCCGGUAGUUGGGGCCAAGAUAGAUAUGAGAGAUAUUAAGGCAGUUCGCGAAGCUUGCGAUCAGACUUAUAAAGGAAAAGGGGGGUUGGGAAAGACUGUUUUUGAAGUGAUCAGGGAUUAA
Molecule: messenger RNA, 3513 nt
Organism: Fusarium tjaetaba
Lineage: Eukaryota; Fungi; Ascomycota; Sordariomycetes; Hypocreales; Nectriaceae
Product: serine threonine kinase
Exons: 10
Coding region: 1-3513 (1170 amino acids)
Biological process (GO): protein phosphorylation
Cellular component (GO): mitochondrion
Molecular function (GO): ATP binding; oxidoreductase activity; protein kinase activity
Source: RefSeq, a predicted model, not a curated record